Talaromyces stipitatus ATCC 10500 is the source of this 1285-nucleotide messenger RNA. RefSeq lists its product as uncharacterized. Lineage: Eukaryota; Fungi; Ascomycota; Eurotiomycetes; Eurotiales; Trichocomaceae. The transcript has 6 exons. The record is from RefSeq and is a predicted model, not a curated record. The coding region runs from base 1 to 1143 and encodes 380 amino acids.
AUGACGGCCGCGUCUGGAGACGUCGAGGCUUUUACUUUGCUAGGGCUAGCUUUGUCCUUGAUUAUCCUUCGAACAUAUGUUCGCUUCGAUUUAGUAGGCCUGAGAAAGUUCCAGCUUGAUGACUACUUGAUGAUCUUGACCGGGGUGCUUUUCACUGCAGAAUUGGUACUCGCAUACAUGGUCGUGGCGAAAUUCGAUGGCUUGACAAACAGCUAUAUGACUCCAGAGGAGCGUGCCGCCUUGGAUCCAAACUCAUACGAAUAUUAUCAGCGUGUGUCGGGUUCCAAGAUUCAAGUAGCGGGAUGGUCAAUCUACGUGAUGACUUUAUGGUCGGGCAAGUUCUGUUUGGCUAUAUUCUAUUCCCGCCUAACUAUGGGAUUGUCGCAGUUUGAGAUGCGCGUGCAUAUUGCUUAUAUACUGCUUGGUACUACGUAUAUUGCUACAGCUCUUUCAAUCCUCCUCUCCUGCCGGCCUAUGAACAAAUUUUGGCAAAUCGAUCCUGAUCCUGGAAAUACCUGUCAACCUACGGUUUCGAAAGUAUACAUUCUCGUCGUUAUGAUUCUCAACGUAUUGACGGAUGCCUUCCUGUUGUUCAUUCCUUUACCGCUCCUCUGGAAAGUGGACAUUGGCCUCAAGAGGAAAAUCAGUUUGAUGGUACUUUUCAGUGGAGGAUUGUUCAUCAUAGCGGCAUCAAUUAUUCGCGCAGCAGUCGUCCUCACGUCCGGCCCCGACGGCGCCGUUCAAGGAAGCAAAUGGGCAUGUCGCGAAACUUUCGUCUCGAUUGCCGUAGCCAAUAUCCCGAUUAUCUUCCCUCUCAUCCGAAGCUGCGCCAACAAAAUCGGUCUCAGUGCCUUGUUCAGCUCCUCCGGUCGUCCGUCCAACAGCCACCCUCUUACAAGCAAAAGAGGAACGGGGCAUGAACUGCGAAGUCGAAGUAACAGGCGUCAUAAUCCGAUGUCGAUUCCGGGUGGUACGGCAUGGGAUAGCGAUGAGCAAAUAUUGGCCAACAAUAACCAUGUGCACGUCAGCAUCAACGGAAAUGAUAACGGAGACAAUGAAAGUGAUGAUCAUUCUAAGACAAAGGGGGGUAUCGGCGUUACAAAGGAAGUCACAAUCAUCAGAGAGACUGCUGGUUCGCCAUAAUACCAUAUACUUGCAUUUUCCACUCUCGCGGAGAGAUUUCACCGAUCACCACUGGGGAUUUUCUUUUGUUAUGAGCUUCCAUUUUGCGUUGGAAAGCUUGGGGCUGGCUCUUUUGUAUACAAAAAUGCACCUACUAUAUAAU